AUGUUAGUCCCAGUGCUAACGCUGCUGGGCACACUGACUGCCACAGGCACUCUAGUGUACCAUUUCGAUGAACGACUCCCCGUGGUGCGAUUCCGUCUUCUGACCACCUUCCUUGUCCUCUCUUCUGGCCAGCUUCUACUCUAUGCUUUGUGGAAGGUGUUUCUGAAGCCACUCUGCUUCUCUCCGUUCAAGCACCUGCCCAAGCCUCCGCUGGAUCAAUGGCCACUUUGGAGAGAUCAUGAAGAUGGGCAACGGGGAGGCCGAGCUCAAGUGGGUAUCAUCCAUUGUCGAGGCAUCCUGAAUGGCGAGCGUCUCAUAGUGUCCUCGCCCACAGCGCUUGCCAAGAUCGCCAGUGACAACUACACCUUCAUCAAGCCCAUGGCGAUCAAGCUGCUAGCCGGCCGCGUGCUGGGCAUGGGCCUUGUCCUGACCGAGCGCGACGAGCACAAGCAGCAGCGCAAGCUCUUCCUGCCGCCGUUCGCCCCGAAGCAUAUUCGGGACCUCUACCCAACCUUCUGGCGGAAGAGCCGCGAGGUUACAGAACGGAUGGGCGACGAGAUCCACGCCACGGGGGCCGGGAAUGGCGUUUUCGAGAUUGGUGAAUGGGCAGCGCGCGUGGCGCUGGAUAUCAUCACCCUGUCGACCAUGGGCAAGGAUUUUGGCUCGGUUCACGAUGCCGACGCGCCGCUGGCUAAGGUGUACCACACUGUGUUGCAACCGACUUUGGGCCAUGUGGUGAUCGCCGUGCUGAAGAAUUUCCUGCCCGCACGACUGGUGGAGGCCCUACCGCUGCGGUCUAAUCGGCAUCAGGGAGACGCCUACGACACGAUACGCGGGGUGUGUCGGGGCCUACUGAGGGAGAAGAAGGACCAGCUGGCAGGCCACCAUCUAGGCGGCAAGGAUAUCCUGAGCGUGUGCCUGCGAUACGAGGAUAUUGCCGGCGUCGACGAGGAGGAGGUCAUCAACCAAAUGACGACCAUCCUGGGAGCAGGCCAUGAGACCAUCUCGGUGGGCAUCACCUGGGCUAUCUAUAUGCUCUGCUUGCACCGGGACUGGCAGGCCCGGCUACGCGAGGAGGUGCGUGCCACGCUGCCCUCCCCCGACCGCGUGCAGGAGUCUGCGUCCAGCGCCGAUGUCGAGCGUAUGCCGCUGAUGCGCGCCUUUCUGGAGGAGGUGCUGCGGUGGUAUCCGCCCAUCCCCAUGACCAUGCGUGAGUCACUGGUCGAUACGGAGCUGGAUGGCCAGUACGUGCCCCGGGGCACGCGCAUCGUGGUCCCCAUCAAGGCCAUCAACCGCGAGGAGAGGUAUUGGGGGCCCGAUGCGAAACGGUUUAGCCCGUCGCGGUGGCUGAAGAACGACCGUGAGUUUAACCCAAGUGGUGGGGUAUCGAGCAAGUACGGCUAUCUGUCUUUCAUGCACGGCCCUCGCAGCUGCGUGGCGUCCGAAUUUGCCCGCGCUGAGAUGGCAUGCGUGGUAUCGGCGUGGGUAGGACGCUUUGACUUGGACCUUUCGGACGAGCGCUUUCGGGACGAGGAGAAUAUGAGGACGUCGAACGGCAAUUUUUCAGGGAAGCCCCUAGAAGGGCUGUAUGUGCGGGCACAGGUGCUGGAGGGCUGGUAG
This is a messenger RNA of Aspergillus alliaceus, 1620 nucleotides long. Its product is annotated as cytochrome P450. The record is from RefSeq and is a predicted model, not a curated record. Gene Ontology annotation, molecular function: monooxygenase activity; oxidoreductase activity, acting on paired donors, with incorporation or reduction of molecular oxygen; iron ion binding. Lineage: Eukaryota; Fungi; Ascomycota; Eurotiomycetes; Eurotiales; Aspergillaceae. The transcript is spliced from 3 exons. Bases 1 to 1620 code for a protein of 539 amino acids.